Osmia bicornis bicornis is the source of this 6991-nucleotide messenger RNA. RefSeq lists its product as uncharacterized. Gene Ontology annotation, molecular function: G protein-coupled receptor activity; phosphatidylcholine binding. Gene Ontology annotation, cellular component: membrane. Gene Ontology annotation, biological process: regulation of metabolic process; adenylate cyclase-activating G protein-coupled receptor signaling pathway. The record is from RefSeq and is a predicted model, not a curated record. NCBI's taxonomy places the organism in Eukaryota, Metazoa, Arthropoda, Insecta, Hymenoptera, Megachilidae. The transcript is spliced from 7 exons. Bases 703 to 3876 code for a protein of 1057 amino acids.
CGUCGCGACCCGUUACAUCGUACAUGUUCAUCCACCGAUGAAUCGGAAUUUUUCUCAUGACCUACGAACCUGAUACAACAUCGUGACACAAAGGGAGGUUUUCUGUCGUUCAUCUUCUUCCAUGGCCUUCCAUCUGGACAUUCCUUGGACUUGGAAUCACCGGUGUCCUUGGAUGACGUUCCCGUUCAACGAACGAAUGGCUGACAAGACGUGGAACAAUUGACUGGAUUCUUUAACCAGAGGGAAGUUGGAGGCAAAGGAGGCUGGGCAUACGGUGAAACAUUGAAUGAAGAAAACGUGGCAAGGUUGAAUGCGUUAUCGAAAUCGAAGAAUUUCCGGCUUCCAAUCCGACGAGCAAACGUUUGUCUUAAACAGCUGCUCGUUUCACGUGGAAUUUAUCAUCGAUUGAAAUAGAAGAUACACGAGAAGUCGAAUUUUACUAUGGCACUGGGCGACCCUUGUAGAAAUACGAAAGGAAUCGAUGUCGUUUUGCAGAACGUUUUCUCAUCGACGUGAGAAAGGAUCGCGUGGUACGUCGAAAUUACCAGGCUACCGUCGACUAAUUGCAAUUUCACGGAAUUUCCGUCACCCUGGUCGGACGCGUCAUGUCGUCCUACGAGGGACACGUUUACGAGCGAAAUCUUACUUGAAUACGUCAGUGGCAAAGGGGAAACAGGGGGCUUUGGUUGCUUGGAAAUUAAAAUGUCAACGCCCGCCACGGACCCACUGCCGUCCACCGUUUCCGGGGAAUUGACGACCACUCUCAUACCGACGGUUACCAAAAUCGAUACGCAUCUGGACGCGAAUCCAAUCUCGGUCGUUUUAGCGGUGUCGAUAGUCUGCAUUUUAUCACCGAUCACCGUCACCGGGAACUCGAUCAUCUUGGCCGCCUUCUAUAGGUACAAGAGGCUCAGGACUGCAUCCAAUUACUUGCUGGUCUCUUUGGCAGUCAGCGAUUUUGGGGUCGGAGUUUUCAUGCCGUUUGGAAUGCAGCUCGAGUUAUCUGGUCUACCGGAAAAUGGCGUAUCCACGUUGUGCAUCAUACCGUACUGCAUUGUCAUUGCACUAUGCAGUGUGAGCGUGUUGGUGACGGUAGCGAUCGCCGUGGAUCGGUUGACUUCGUUGGCACAACCCCUCAGGUACAAGAACAUCAUCACUCACAGCAGCAUUGAGAAAUACAUCGCCGUGUUCUGGAUCUACGCGAUCGCUGUUGGCCUCUCGCCUUUGAUCUACGCCGAAGUGACCGGUGAAACCGAACAGCACACUGGCAAUUGUAGAUUCGGCGCGGCGGUGCUACCACCUGUGAGGGUGUUCCUGGUGGUUGCAGUAUGGGCGCCCAGUGCACUCGUCCUUCUCGGUUGUUACAUGUACGUGUACCUGGUGGCACGUGCACACGCACGUGCCAUUUAUACCGUGGAACUGUCGUUCAGGCAUCAAACGCAGACCCUGCCAUUGCCACGUUACGGCCAAACCUUGGCUGUCACAGUGGGGGCGUUCCUUAUCCUCUGGCUUCCCUUCCAGACUUGCAUGCUGUUGGAUAUUUUCUGCGGUACCAAUAUCCUUUCCGAAUGGACAGUGGUGUGGCUCGGUCUACCCAUCAUGGCUCACAGCGGCGUAAACCCGUGGAUUUAUGCUUUCCAUCACGGCGAAAUGAGGGUGGCGGCAGGAAAAAUCACCGAGGAGUUGGUCGCGUUGUUCGGCGUGACGCCCAGUCGUUACGGUUGCUCCCCGAUGAGGCGGGGCUCGAACACCAACAUGGAAUUAGCCGAAGUGAAUAACAGCAACGAGGCUAGACGGCAUCCCGUGGAGGAUUGUUUCGCCGCCAAGCAAAACAGCAAUUUAUACGCGAGUAGAAGAUGCCUCGAGGUAUCCGCCAGGCACACCGACAUCUCUCCGGAGAGAAACGUCGAUCGUACAUCGUCGGGUAGCAACCAAGAGGACAUCGUCGAAGAAGACAUCCACGAUUUGACGAAAAUGUUGGAUCUAAAGUAUAUAAUCGAUCGGAAUCACAUGAUCGAUUCGAAUCACAAUAUAGAUAAGAUCAAGAACAUCAAGUACCUGUUGGAUCCGACGUUUAACAAGAUCAGACACCUGAGAAGGUUGAAUCACAAGAGGCUAACGAGUAAAAAUUUCUCGAAACCAUCCGAACCAAAGUUUACCUCUUAUCAAAAUUUGAAGACCGAUGGUACCUUGAAGGCUACUCAGAUGAACACCAUGUCGGAUCCAGUGUUGAGCGCCGAUAGUCCUCUGGUGCAUGCCAAAGAAUUUAACGACACCCUGAGUCCUGUGGCCAGCAAACGAAGGAACUCGAAUCUCUGCUCCAUGUCAGAUUCUAAUAUCAAAGCAGCGACCGGUCUCUCUUCCGAAGUAACUCUAAGACUUCCAAGCGAUAGAAACGUGACGGAUACUCAUAGAUAUUCCGUGCAAAACUUGGAUCACAGCAGAUGCGAAGGUGGAUUGGCUAAACACGUUAUGCUGUCCAGACAGUUGGAAAGUCAUAAGAGGUUCCAGAUGCACCCACGUCCCCGAGUGAAGAUCAAUAAUAGCUUCGAUCGAACUAGUCCAAACUUGAAUUUGAGGCUUCAGAAUAGUUACACGUCGCCGUCAACGCCGGACAGCGCGAGGUCCAGUCUAUUGAACAGUCCAAGACAAAAGACAUCGCCUAAACACAUGACGAUCAUCUCGAACAAAUUAGCUAAUCUCGUUAAUACGACGGAAUCGAGAGCGGAUCCUUCCAUGGUGUUACAGAUCAGAAGAAACCUGGAGAUACUGAAACAUUCCGAAUCGAUCAAUACCAUCGAACCGAUGAGCCACGUAAGGCUGUUGGAACCUUACAAAGUAAUGGAAACUCUGGCUGUACCCGCGAUACACUCGGAACCACCGAGUCCUAUCGAUCCUCUUCCUCUAGCCUCGCUGGAGGAGGAGGACGCGAGGAACACGGAAACGUCGAAGCCUUCCGUUAAUAUAGAUCGCUCGAAAUCCCCGUUGGGCAACAGGAGGAGUCCGGUUAGACACUCGGAUCCUGUGAUACCAUCCGUCUUGCUGAACAUCGAGGAUUUCAGCGAGGAAAACGAACACUCCAAAGAUAAAUCUAGUCACGAGACCUCCUCGAACAAUGUAACACCCCCGGGUCAGCUAGCAUCGAUGGAGCCUAUCGAUCUAUUCGAGGCUCUGUUGAAGAACUCCGAGAGAUGCAGAGAAGGAAGACUACCGGAACCGAUCUUCACCGAACACGAUUCGACGAGAUUCAGCUCCAGAAGACCGUCGGACUCGAAAUGGUCCGAGUCGUCGAGAAGUCAAGAAGUGUUGUCCAACGUGGUGACGGAUCAUCAAUCGUUUCCCUCAUCGUACUCCGUGAAUAAUUUCCAAGUGUGUAACAGUGGCAGCGACCUAAACGAUCUCACUUCCUUGGAUCCUUUCAUGUGUCCCGACGCGUUGACCUCGUCCUUGAGAGAGUCCUUCUUCAGCGCACCUUCCGUACCUGAUUCCGAGAUAUUCACCUCGUUCGAGGAGAACGACGAGUCCAUAUUCACGCCGGACUCCGAACGAGACACGUCGUCACCGUACGACUCGACGUCGACGAUCAACCCGAAGAGGUCGGCCAUCGAGGCUGAGCUGCAGAGUAAAUCUACGGAGGCUGUGUUUCGUAACAGAUCCCUGUCGACCAGGUCUUGCAUCUUGCGAUUAGAACCGUCCUUACAUCGAAGUAGAUUGAAAGUCAAGACGGGGGCGGAUUAUAUCCUGAAGGACACGUCCAUGAAGAAGAACCCACGCUUGGCACCCCUGGCUAUUCCUACGCCAACCGAAAUUUGUACACCCACCUUCGAGUUUGUAUCGGAGAUCAAAGGUGACAAUGGUGUCGGUGUUCGGGUGUAGAAUUCUGGAUCUGGUCUGAAGGGUUUAUUUAACGGGGAUGAUGGAAUCAUCCAAAGGACUGGUUCGUUGAACUCUUUUUACCAUGUAGCUCGUUGUAUUUAAAGUGAUACGAUUACGUCGCGUCUGUAUUUUUAUAUAACAGUUCGAGAGCCUGCUGAAGAAAUUGCUCUGUCUAACCUGUUUAACCCUUUCGCUGCUAAGGGUUACCUGGAACUCCCCAUUGUUUCGUGAUACUUGGAAACAUAUUUGCGACGUUACCUUAUUGCAAAUAUAGAUUUACGAAGGAUAUCGUUUUAUUUAUGUUGACGCGUUAAAAGUGUUUAUCAAAGGAAGCAUAGCGAAAGGGUUAAGGGAAGGUACUGAGAAAAAAAAAAGAAUCAUAGGUUAACGUGAAACGAUGGAAGCGAAUCUUCAAGUUGGACUGUGAUAGUACGACGUGUCUUUAGAGGGAUCAUAGAACGAUCGCGUAAGAAGGGAAACUGUAUAACGGUAGCUUUAACGAUAAUUAAUCAUUUGACUCCUGCAGAACAGUUAUUCACGAGCGAAUGAAUUUGCAGAAUAAGCGUUUACUAAUUUACAGCUUGAUUAAUGCGUUUAAUAUCAACAUUCAGAUAGAAAUUUAUUCAUGAUAGAUCACUUUCUUUUUUUAUUAGAAAAUAAUAUCUAUUAUUACAAACCAUGCAUGUCGUAAGAUUAUAUGACGAAUUUAAUUAAUUACAAGCAAAGGUGUUAUACUUUUAAUUAAAAUUUCGUUCUAAAAAUUCUUUUUUCAUCUAGAAUAAUUAAAAUUCUGAGGAGUCUUAGGAUUAACAUCGUAGUAUAAGUAUGUAUUGGUAUACUUGACACGAUAUAAAUGAAAAAUUCAUAUUGCCAGGGAAGGAACGAUGACAAGUGUAAAUGAUUAAGUUGACCCUCGGAGGGCGGACCAUGGAGAAAGCCUCAAUUUUCAUUUUCUAAACUUUACAUUGUUAUUUUAACAAUUAUCCUUGCGUAUCCUUGAGUAUGUUCUGUAAGUUUGGGUCUCUAUUGACCCAGAUUCCGCUAUUUAAAGGUUAAUCGUUUUACUGGCACAGUGUACUCGCUAUUGAAAACGUUGAAUAUAUCGAGAUAGCCUGAUUUUUAUUUACAUAUGAUUGCCUAAAUUGUAUUUAGGAGAGUUUUUAAGGAAUUUUUAGUCUAUUCCGAGGCUUUGGAACGAAUUACGCAGGAUAUUCCCUGAGAAAAACAGAACAAAGUUAGUAAAUUAUGGACUACAGCUUGUGUACCUGAUUAAACUUGAUAAUUUGCAGGCGAACAAAGUUUUCUCGUGAUCUCAGAGAUGCCGUACAAUCCACGUACGCGGAUGAAAAAUUAAGGAAACGAUAACAAAUGGUACUUGUUUUUGCACAACCAACGAAAUCUGUCCUUUGGAUUCUUUCAGUUAUGUUCUACUCUUUCAUUUCUAGUCACGAUCGAUCGCGUAACCACAUCCAUUUUAAUUUAACGCACACGACAAACUUCGUAAUGGACUACCCGUCGCAUAGUGGUAAAACCUACCAAAAAAUAUGGCAAAAAAUGAAGAAUGCUUUUGGGAUAAAAAUAUUCGUCCAAAAAAAUGAAGAAAUGUGAUAAAAAUAAAAAUUUAUUUAUUUAAUUUUAUGUAUAAUUUGAAAUAUGUCGUUCCAUUUAGAAAGAUCAAUGAGUUUAUUACAAUUUUCAUAGCAAAUCUGUAAUCCCAGCAAAAAUUAAAGGGUAGUUACAAAUGGCUAAGAAAAUUUUUAAUUUACUUUUAGCUUCCAGACAAGCAAUUCUACGUAUGAAUUAAUUUCUGCUGGAAUGUUUAUUUGUCAAUUUAAAAGAACAUUAAUCGCUUGUAUAUUUGCUCGACUACGACUGGUUUAAUUAAGCAUGGAUGAAUGAAUAAACGUUUCGCGAAACGGGUUUUCGCGAAUUCAUUUUUGUCGCAUUUUCAAUGUUUUUCACCACUUUCUUUCGCGGAAGAACGAAAUCAAUUUCAUCCUCGAUUUUCGAAAAAUCAACGUUUCGAGGCAGUACACUAACUCAUUCAAUUUCUUCGGGAUAAUUGUGUAAAGAUUGUAGAUAUUUGUAGGAUAAAAUUAACGACGGAGAAUCGUUGUUCCAACAUUACGUCUUCUUCGACGAACAGUCGGAUUAUUAUAGAUUGUGCGAGAUGUAAUUUAUUUAAGUGAAUUAUAUAGUAGAGGGAACGUAAGGACCAAAAAUUUUCAAUAUAAUGAGCUCUAAUUCGCGUCGUUAGUCCUCGACUCGUAGCACGUAAUUAAUUACUGUUCUUUUAUAAUACCUCGGUGAUCUAAUUCAGAUACCGAUUGUCUGACUUAUGAAAUUGUUCCACGGACAGAUUCUAUCAGAAGUCUCUAAUUUUUUAUAUCGCAUCGCUGUAAAAGUCGCUUGGCUAGUUACAGGAUUCCUAACAACUGUCACGGGACUCUCAUAGGUUUGUCCCUUAAAAAUCACUGAAUGCCAAUUAAAUGUUGAAAACUACUUUUAUACAUAGAUUCGUGAGGCGAACUUAUUUUCGUCAUACAUCUACGGUAUUUUUUAGUACGUGUGCGCGUAUCAUUUACCAAACUCAGACAGUACUGUAUAAUAUAAAUGAUCUUUCGAAAUCAUUCAUUAACCAUUCGAAGAGAGUUUGUAAUUUGUAUUUUCUCCUGGAUAUCGUUAAAAUUGUUAUUCAAAAUCGAACGCCACCUACCUGAAAAUAAACGCUUUACCUACUGUGUUAACGACUGUAAACGAUGUACAAUCAAUUUAUUAAUUAUAUGUACGAUAAUAAAUGAAAAACACAGGUUUCGUAUUUUAAUUCCUUACAGGCGAUUCGUUUCUACGACGUGUCUUCCAUUCGUAUAAAUCAUGGAGGAACAGAAAUAUAUAUAAAAAUAAAAAGAAAAAUAUCUCUGUUUAUUCUUGCGCGUUCGACGUUGUAUUAUGGUUUACAGCGCUUUAUGGUAUACUCGAAGCUAGGCUUCUGUACAAAGAAGAACUAACGUUUGUUGGAGCGAGAGGUACUGAUAUAUUUUUAUGAAAAUAGUAUUUUAUUGUUCUUUGUAGAUAUCGAAAUGUUCAAAUAAAAACAUCGUAACUUAUAGUUUCA